Messenger RNA from Hypomesus transpacificus, 4775 nucleotides. It is a transcript of the gene skida1, whose product is annotated as SKI/DACH domain containing 1. The coding region runs from base 2200 to 4476 and encodes 758 amino acids. The transcript is spliced from 2 exons. The record is from RefSeq and is a predicted model, not a curated record. Lineage: Eukaryota; Metazoa; Chordata; Actinopteri; Osmeriformes; Osmeridae.
GAGAGAGUGAGGAGAGAGAGGAGAGGUAUUGGCUAAUCUGUAAAGCUUUCAUCGUGACCUGGCGGUGAUUCGCCAUAUUUCAUAUUUAACCCACGCGACCCACGAUGCUUUCCUCUUCCUAGUCAUCUUAGUUCCGGUGUCGUACCGGAUAGACUCUUCUCAUAUCCACACAAGCGAAAGGCAAAAAUCACGGGUGACAUCGAACGAUGCUACUGACUAAGUCACUACAACAAGACAACCAUCCGAUAUCAUAACAUACAAGACACAACCAACAAUAAAAAAAAAUAUAUAUAUAUUUUAAGAGAGGGUGUUGAGUGAUAAUAUUAGGCUACACAGCGUGACGUUUCUUCCUGUCAGUCCUUGUCUCCCUUCCUCCUUGAGAUCCUCUUAUGCAUAGGCUACAGUCCAUGGAGGAUUGUGUGUGUGUGUGUGUGUGCGCGCGCGCGCGCGAGUGAAUGUGUGUGUGUGUGUAUGUGCGCGAGAGUACAGACUUCUUUUCUGUAUUGACUAGGGUAUGCAGUCUAGGCCUACACCAAUGGUCCCUCACAAAAAAAAGCAACUACAUCCAACAAAACAACAAACACGAGCUCCAAGCGUGGUGUCGUAAGCAGGCUAUACACUGUUUUAACGCUGUAAGCUAAUAAUUCUUAUGAAGUUUACGGCAGAAGGCCUGGGAACAGCUACCAUGACUGCUCACUUUCACAGCACGUGAAAGCACGAGCUUUUCUCUGUCUAUUCACCCGUCACGUUGUGUAUGUUUUGACAUCGUAAAAUACAUGGACACCGGGACCUGUAGACUAAAGCUUCAAUAUUCUGUCGACAACGAUUGGGCCAUGGUGAUAGAAUCUAUAAGACUUAUCUAACGUUAAUUUUACAUGCUUAUCAACAUUUAUGGAUAGCUAUAGACUCGGCAUGUUGACUCCUAUAAGAAGCUCCCACAAAUGCAUUAGCAAAAAUUCCUUUACCCUUCGGUCGUCCACUUAGUAUAGCCCACCACAUACACACACACACACACACACACACUCACACACAAACACACACAAACACACACACAGAUACACGCUCACACAACCAAACGCACAAUGUUUUGCCUAUGCUUUCAUCGCUCCAGAAAUUAUAACAAUGUAGACUAAAUCAAUGGACAGGCUUAUUACAUAAAUUAAUCAAAUAAAAAAAUAACUGUGUUUAUGCAAAUAAUUUACUUGGGCUAGCCUAGGCUACAUGAAGACAGAUUUUGGGAGAAGCAAAAAUAAAAUAAACUCAAACAAUAAUGUGCUUUUUAUUCAAGAAUUCUUGGAAACAAUCGUGCUUUUUCUUUAACAUGCAGACAGAAGGCUACAUUUUGGGGACAUAUUCACCAAUAUUCACUAUUGGUCCCGUUAACAAAGCUCAUAGGCUAUAGAUGAAAACGUCUAAGCCUAUCCCACAGCCCAAGUCAUGGAACUAUUUUUUCUUAAAUCCCAUACCAAUACUGAAAUAUGAACAAGUCAAUUCGGUAUUUUUUACUUAAACAACGGAGGUGGAGGGUACAAUAGUAAGGGAUGGUAAUAAGGGGGGUGGGGGUGGUCAGUGGGUGGAAUAUCCAUUUUUAUUGCAUCACCUGUCAGCGUCGUCCAAUCGGCUUCCACCGCGAGGGCAUUAAUUGAUGAAGGUGUCCCCGGGUUCUUGUACCACCCCUCUGUCAUUUUAUUUGUGGUUAACCCAGCAGCCAGAAUAGCAGCUGCAUUUAGUCUCUUAUUCUCUCUCUCUCUUUCCCUCCCUCUCUCUCACUCUUGCUCGCUCCUGCUCUCUCUACCCCUCUCUCUUCUCUUUUUUUAUCCCUCUCGCUGUGAAAGUGGCGUACACCUUCCCUUCGCCCUGCUCUCGGCCAGAGGGGAGUGGAGCCGGCAGAGGCAGGUAGGGGAGAGCAAACAGACAGCAGCCGGCCUGGUGGACACAUCAGGCGCUUGUCUCUACCAUGCUGGGUCCGGACCACCCUCAAGGCACGGAUAGUCGGCUUAUGCAAGCCAUUCAACACCAACUCCAUUUAACUCUACUAAUGUCAAAGUUUGGUUCUUCAUAACGCAGCGGCGUGGAGAUGUAGGAGACUGUACUACCGACUCAUCAUGACUUGACAACUACACAUGAAGUUUAUUCAUUUUCUACUAGGAAACUGCCCACCGAGUGAAAUGCAGGGAUUGAUACAAUAGAGAGAGAAACAUGGGAGACUUGAAGUGUGGUUUUGAGGAAAUGCAGGGAGUCAAACUGGGAUACCUGCUUAUCAAAGGCAAACAAAUGUUUGCUCUUUCUCAGGUCUUCACUGACCUUCUCAAGAAUAUUCCUCGGACCACUGUUCACAAGCGGAUGGACCAUUUAAACGUGAAAAAGCAUCACUGUGAUCUGGAGGAACUGCGAAAGCUCAAAGCAAUAAAUUCUAUUGCCUUCCAUGCGGCUAAAUGCACUCUGAUAUCGCGGGAGGAUGUGGAGGCUCUCUACUUUUCAUGCAAAACAGAGCGCGUGUUAAAAUCCAACAAAAGGAAGGUAAAAGGGAGUUCCCCGGGGGAUGCGCGAGAGGAAUUGCUCCACAAGGACACACGCGCCAGGUCAUGGAAGGAGAAAGUUUGGUUCAGUUUGCACAGCGUUCCUCAGACGCUGCCCCUUAACAACAAAGCCGGCAGCCGAGAGAUCCCUCAGCUUCCCGACUCCAAUCUACCUCAAAUUUACAAUAAAAAACACAAUCAGGAAUACUCUUCGGUCUCGGAGUCCGAUUACAGACCCUUUAAAAACUAUGAAACAGCUCAAAUAACCGGGAAUUGUGUUUCAUAUAACCAGAGACAUUCGUUUUUCAGGACGGUAGUGAAUCGGCAGCCGGUGUUCUUUCAGUCCGCCAUUGCUCAGUCUAAGCUCUCGGGCGCAGCUACCGACCUACUUCACAAAAGGAAGAGGAGACGCGAGGAGGGCGGCUGCAGGGACAGCACGAGGCGGUCGUGGAGUAGGAGCAGACACACACAUCAACCCCCGGUCGUCCUUGUGCAGCCAAAGUGCUGCAGCAAGCCAAAAAGACACAAUAACGAGAGUUUGGGGGCAUUUCACCUCGGCCAUGAAUUUUACCUGAACCACGGGUCUCACCAUCAACAUCAUGGUUUCCAGGAGAGCUGCAGCAGCGACACGGAAUCAAGUUCCUAUUCGGAGAGGGUCAACAACGACUCGGAUUUCGGGUCGAGUUUGUCCAGUAGUAGCAACUCCGGGACUUCUGAUGAAGAGCUGGAGGACAGUCCGUCUGAGAGUUCGGACAUCAGCACGGACGAGGAGAGCUCGUCUCAGUCCGACUCUAGCUCCGUGUCCAGCCUGGUCUCUGUCCAGAGUAUCCGUUUCAGACGGGCCAGGUUGGCUUCUCUCCCCAAAACAAAAACCCUCAACUCUAAAACUUUGGUUCUGCAGCCGACCUUCCACUACAACCAGCAGCUGCCGCCACCCAGGACCCCCGACCAGGUAGGGAAAGCGGACGCGGACAGGCUAAGGAAACACCAGAGACAUGACUCAGUCAAUAGGGAAGCUAAGCAAGACACGGUAGUACAGCAAACCCCCAAAUUUGUGUCUCCUGGACGAGGGAGCCUUUUUACAGAGACCGUUGGGGGGGACAUUGCAGACGUGCACUGUGACCCAAAGAGUGCUGGUCCAGUGAAAACAGGCUUUUACGCACAAGGCCUCUCACCCAGCGCGAGCAGAAGUAAGGUAUUUCCCCCAUGCAGGACUCCGGGUGCGGCGGGCGGGUGCCCACCUGGACCAGGGUCACACUGCACUCAUCUCAAAGAAACGAAGUUCAUCAAAUCGACAGACAGCCACUUUUCAUUAUCCAUGAAUCUAAAAACAGAGACAAAAACAGGGCCUUUCUUGAAAUUACCAUCUCCACUGAAAACCAUCAAAACCGAGCCGGAGGAGUCCCUGGUGUGUAUGGGGCCCCACUCUGAGAACAGCAAGGCGGCUAAGACACUCCCAUCAGUCCUGCAGAAUGUGAAAAUUAAGGUGGAGGAGAGCAGUAAGGAAUAUGAAUACUCAAGCCAGGCAUCUAGAUUCCAAUGCAAAGGAGACGAGGCGGAUGUCAACAAUGCCCGGUACCCCGGCGGUGACAUCAAACACGCGGACUAUUUCAACUAUAAGACUAAAGCCAUUGAGAGCUCCGCCGGGGCUCCAAAGUCUCCUUCCCUUCAGGAAUGUAGGAGCACUCAAGACACUCCUUGUCCCGAGGAGGGGGAGUACAAGAAUGGCGCAAGGGUCAGGAAAAACUACAGGACCUUGGUGCUGGGGGAGAAAACAGGGAUUUCGAGGACGCAAACUAAACCGAAUGCGUCUAAAGUUGACAAGACUCCGUGUUCUCGUCCCGCAGGUAAAGCGGAGAAUUCCGAGGGAUGUGCAGAGGAAUUAACAGGAGCAAGUAAACGAAAACAAACAACUUCUGCUGAUGGCGAUAACGUCUUCUGCGAACACCACCACUGAACAAGGAUUGGGUGCUGAUUUCGACAUGUUCUGUUUUUAGGUGUGGAGGAAGGAGGAGAAGUUAAAGGCGACCCCAUCAUAGGCCUCAGAGAAGGCCAACUCAUUUUACAUUUCAUGAAUUAUUAAAAUGUUUAUAUCAUUCCCAUAUGAGAUAAGCCAAGUUGUUUUAUUUGAAAGUGCAUAAUCAGUGUGUGUUUAUUGUUUUUGAGUUUACGAUUAAAGGAGAUUUAUGCUGAAUUAUUACAUCAUCACCAGUUAUAAACCAUAGAUUGUUAGAAUAUAUAUAUUUUGUAGAUUGG